Molecule: messenger RNA, 1836 nt
Organism: Ostrea edulis (European flat oyster)
Lineage: Eukaryota; Metazoa; Mollusca; Bivalvia; Ostreida; Ostreidae
Product: E3 ubiquitin-protein ligase TRIM71-like
Exons: 1
Coding region: 1-1836 (611 amino acids)
Biological process (GO): positive regulation of DNA-templated transcription
Cellular component (GO): nucleoplasm; chromatin
Molecular function (GO): zinc ion binding; ubiquitin-protein transferase activity
Source: RefSeq, a predicted model, not a curated record
AUGGAUUCACAAGAAGACAGUGUGAGUUUAGAGAAAAGUAUUGUAAGCAACUCGAAGAUAUCUCAACAUUGUGAAAACUGUCAACGCAACAUCAAAAUGAAAUGGAAUUGUACGAAUUGUAAGAAGAUUUUGUGUUACAACUGCAAAUUUUUGCACUCAAAGAGCAAAUCGACGAAAGCUCACGUGAUUGUAGAAGUACGAACCUUCGGCAAAGGUACUAAUGACCUGAAACCAAAACAUUCAAGUUCGCCAGCGUUUCAUCCGGGACCUCCUACCAACCGCUCGCCAAGUGUAGGGAGUUCCAUAACAAGUUCAAGGAUAAGAGAAACCUGCAAGGACCAUGACGAGGUUUUGCUCUUUCACUGCAACACAUGCUCAAAACCAAUUUGUAGUGAUUGUAUAUUGGGCACACAUAAAACGCAUGACUUGAUCAAGUUAGAAAUGUACAUAAAAACCGAAAAACUCCAUUUACUACAAGAGGUGUCGGAAGUCAAGAAAACUCAUCUUUUGGAGUUGAAGGCAUUGCUUCAAAACUGUACUUCUAGAAGAAAGGCUUCUGAGAUUGGACUGAAUGAUGCUUACGCUGAAUUGAACGAACACGUAGAAAAGCUUAUUACAGACGUCAAGAAUGUAGCGGACGGCAUUGCCGACGACUUUAAGAGUCUUCACACUAAGAACGAAUCAGAAAUAGACAAAACGCAAAAACAGAUUCAUGAGGCAUUAGCCAUUGUUAACGAAGCUAUUUCUUUGUGUGAAAAUAAUUUACAUGCAUCUGUUUAUCAGGUUUACCAGGCCAAAGAAAAACUGCUUCAUUUAAAUGAAGGAAUGAUAUUGCCAAAGGAGCCCAAAGUUCUUCCGAUUGAAUUUGCGAAAGGGCAUAUCAAUAGAUCUCUUCUUGGUAAAAUGAUUUGUACAAGCAUUGUCAAAGAUGAAGAUGUAGAAGAGAAGGCGGAUACAAUCGAGGAACCAGUUAGACCAAAAAGCAACUUACCAAAGAUCCCAAACGAUGAAAUGGAUAGAUACAACCUGUACAAGGUCGGCAUAAGUUGUCUGUCUGUUGGCACUGACCAAUCUAUCACUGUACGAGAUUCAUAUACAGCCAAAGGGAUUCAGAAGAUCUUUAUCAAACAAGGCCGGAAACUUGACGUCAAUGAACCUGUGGAGUUUGAUAAGUACGUCACAGAUAUUUGCUGCUACGAUACGAAAAGCACUUUGAUAACUUUUGUGAAUACGGGUGCUAUCAAAAUCGCCAAUCACAACGGCAAGAUUGCGACUUUUACGGAUUUAUCUCCUUUGUUCCCAAUCAGCUUAUGGAAGACUUCAAACGGAUCCAUUCUAGUGUCUGUCGUGGAGAGUGAUGAGCUGGAGACAACGGAAGACAGCACCCGUGCUAUUUACAUUCUAUCCUUUACUGGACGAAUUCUGAAGAAGGUGGAAUAUUUUAAAGGAAAGCGAACGUUAAACAGACCCUAUAGAGCUUUAGAGAAUAGUAAAGGCGACAUCGUCGUUAUAGAUUUCAUAGACAUUGACGACAGAGUAAUUUGGAUGAAGAAAGAUGGUGAAGAGAUUUGUUCCUAUAGAGGACACGUCUCUCCCAAAUAUCCUAGACUUAUGGCGGCUCAAGGAUUGGCGUGUGAUAAAAAUAACAAUGUCUACAUAUCGGAUGCUCGAAACAACGUCAUACAUGUCGUAGACGGAACUGGAAAAUUCAUCCGUUUCAUUGAGAACGACUUAGAAAGAUUUUUCUCCCCUUGGGCGCUGUGUGUCGAUGAUAACAAGCUGUGGAUCGGGACUUCUAAUGGCCGUCUCUACCGCACAUUUAUUACAAUCAAAUAA